AUGUGUAAACACAUCCUAAACGCCCAAGUCUCGAUCCGCUCCCCCUGCUGCAGGAAAUGGUUCGACUGCGUAGACUGCCACACCGAAUCCCAAACCCACCCCCUCCUCCAGUCCUUCGAGAUGGUCUUCGCCUGCAAAAAGUGCAAAAAGUGCUUCCGCAAGGACGUCAAAGAGUUUGAGGAGGCGGACGAGUACUGCCCCCACUGCGACAAUCACUUCGUCCUCGACGCCCUCACCCCCAAGGCCGCCAUCACCGUCGAGGCCGACGACGUCCGGGUCGACGCCAGGAUGCUCAAGGAUGACAGGGUAGCCGCCAAGAAAGAAAGGCCGACCGUGUUUGAUCCCGAUGCCGAUGUUGACAAGUUGGGUUAA
Messenger RNA from Podospora anserina S mat+, 372 nucleotides. RefSeq lists its product as uncharacterized. Lineage: Eukaryota; Fungi; Ascomycota; Sordariomycetes; Sordariales; Podosporaceae. Gene Ontology annotation, molecular function: zinc ion binding. The record is from RefSeq and is a predicted model, not a curated record. The transcript is spliced from 2 exons. Gene Ontology annotation, biological process: protein import into mitochondrial intermembrane space. Gene Ontology annotation, cellular component: mitochondrial intermembrane space. Bases 1 to 372 code for a protein of 123 amino acids.